Messenger RNA from Clarias gariepinus (North African catfish), 1945 nucleotides. RefSeq names its product mitogen-activated protein kinase kinase 7 (gene map2k7). Gene Ontology annotation, molecular function: ATP binding; protein kinase activity. Gene Ontology annotation, biological process: protein phosphorylation. Lineage: Eukaryota; Metazoa; Chordata; Actinopteri; Siluriformes; Clariidae. The transcript is spliced from 12 exons. The record is from RefSeq and is a predicted model, not a curated record. Bases 22 to 1359 code for a protein of 445 amino acids.
UUUCUGCGGGGAGACGCUCCGAUGGUGCUGAAUUUUUCCAAGAUGUCGUCGCUGGAACAGAGACUCUCCCGAAUCGAGGAGAAACUGAAGCAGGAGAAUAAUGAACCUCGCAGACGGAUCGACCUCAACAUCGACAUGAGCCCGCAGCGCUCGCGCCCGAGGCCCAUCAUCGUGAUCCAGCUCAGUCCUGCUCCAGCCCCUUCCCAGCGCGCAGCUUUGCAGCUGCCGCUGGCCAACGACGGCGGGAGCCGCUCCUCUUCCUCAGAAAGCUCACCGCAGCACCACUCGUACCCCAGCCGACCUCGACACAUGCUCACGUUGCCUACUCCACCCUACGGCCUGCCGAAGAGCUUGGAGAAUGCUGAAAUAGACCAGAAGCUACAGGAGAUUAUGAAACAGACGGGUUACCUGAAGAUUGACGGACAGCGUUAUCCUGCGGAGGUGACGGAUCUGAUCAACGAGGGCGAGAUCGGAAGUGGUACCUGUGGACAGGUGUUUAAAGUGCGCUUUAAAAAAACUGGCCACGUCAUUGCCGUCAAGCAAAUGCGGCGGACGGGCAACAAGGACGAGAACAAGAGGAUCCUCAUGGACCUGGAUGUGGUCUUAAAAAGCCAUGACUGCCCGUAUAUCAUCCAGUGCUAUGGAGCUAUAGUCACCAAUACUGAUGUGUUCAUUGCCAUGGAGCUGAUGGGGACGUGUGCAGAGAAGCUAAAAAAGCGCAUCCAAGGGCCCAUACCAGAGUGCAUUCUGGGGAAGAUGACCGUGGCGAUCGUGAAGGCUCUGCUGUAUCUGAAGGAGAAGCAUGGCGUCAUCCACCGAGACGUGAAGCCCUCAAACAUCCUGCUGGACGACAAAGGCCAGAUCAAGCUCUGCGAUUUUGGAAUCAGCGGCCGCCUCGUCGACUCCAAAGCCAAAACCCGGAGCGCCGGCUGUGCUGCUUACAUGGCGCCUGAGAGAAUAGACCCUCCAGACCCCAGUAAGCCAGACUAUGACAUCAGAGCUGACGUUUGGAGUCUUGGCAUCUCUCUGGUGGAGCUGGCCACGGGACAAUUCCCGUAUAAGAACUGCAAAACAGACUUCGAGGUGCUGACCAAAGUGCUACAGGAGGACCCUCCUCUUUUGCCUCUCAGCAUGGGCUUCUCGCUCGACUUCCAGUCAUUUGUUAAAGACUGCCUCACAAAGGAUCACAGAAAAAGGCCAAAAUACCACAAGCUGCUUGAACACAGUUUCAUCCGGCGCUACGAGGUGCUGGAGGUGGACGUAGCAGGCUGGUUUCAGACGGUGAUGGAGCGCACGGAGUCUCCGCGCAGCAGCCAGUGCUACAGCCAACACCAGCUCCACUCGCUGUUCAGCAGGUAGCCGCAACACGCGGAGGCGGACGGACGAAGAGACAGAGUGGGACGGACGGACGAGGCGAGAGCGCGGAGGGAUAUGUGUGUGUGGGAAAGGGGAGUGGGGACAGAGGCUGGUUUGAGACAGAUGAAAGUAAAGAUGACUGACAGACAGACACGGGCAAGUGUGUUGUAAAUUUGAAACCUAUUUAUAAUUUUUUUUUCUCUCCUUUAUUUCUUUCUUUUCAUCCACCACUCUGGGACAGACGUUAGCCUUAGGAGUUGCUAGUCGUGCACGUUCACACGUUUAGUGUCAUACACCUUCACUACCGUUAUAAGCUAUAGAGCACUGUACAGUGUAAAGCGACAGCUGUGAAUAUCAUCACGUAUUGACUUUUUUUUCGAAUCAGUGUAAGCCAUAUGGCUGCGCGGUGUGUGUAGCCGCCCUGCAUAGUGUGUGUACAUACGUGUUUUGUGUUCGUACAAAAUGAUACUGUGUCCUUUAUACCGCGGUCAUUAGCUCCACAUCCUCCAUUAGCCCCUUACUCAGGGACUGAACAGAGUAGUCGAACAACACUGAGCCAAGGUGUGUGUGUGUGUGUGUGUGUGUGUGU